AUGCGACAGCUCCCGCCUCUCCUUUCGAAUCCUAGACCGAAACUUCCUGUCCAGCCAAAAUGCCCUGCGUGCUCGAUUUCACGAUCUGCGCGGUCUGCAGGUCCCAGAUGCCGCCCUCUUUCCACCGCCUCUCGUCAUCCUCCCCGCAGAACCCCCUCCACCAAUCUUCAUGCGACAGCCGAUCAAGGAAUCUAUAAUCCCUGGAAUGACUCGCCUAGUCGGCCCGGCUCUGUGUCUUCGACAGCAUCGUUCUCUACUACCGCGUCUCUCGACACUCUCCCGGACUGGGACGAAAACCCGAAUCUGUCCAUCUCCAAUUUCUCGGAACUGCCUUCGAAGAAUUUUGGUGUGAACCAGCAUCUGGUCAUCGAUGCGGAAUUUAAGGAGGCUCUCCGCCAAAUACUUUGGAGAUUUCGAGCUCCAAUCAGAUACGCGUUCGCCUAUGGAUCCGGGGUCUUCACGCAGACGUCCGACGCACCAGCAUCUAGCCAAGGCCACUCGUCACCCCCCUCGGCAAUCCAGGCGGUUCAGCAGGGGAAGGGAAAGAUGAUCGACUUCAUAUUUGGGGUUUCUCACAGUCAGCAUUGGCACUCGCUCAACCUCAACGAACAUCGUGACCAUUAUUCGGGACUCGGGUCGCUGGGUUCCUACGUUGUCUCGCAGAUGCAGGACAGAUGGGGUGCGGGCGUCUAUUUCAACCCUUAUGUCACCGUGAAUGGGACACUGAUCAAGUACGGCGUGGUCAGCAUCGAUACCUUAUGUAGAGAUCUUAGCGAGUGGGACACACUCUACCUCGCGGGCCGUCUGCACAAACCGGUGAAGAUCCUCCGUGAUCAUCCAAGAGUGCGCCUGGCGAACCAGGUCAACCUCCUGUCCGCGUUGCGGGUAGCUCUUCUACUGCUGCCCGAGGAAUUUACCGAGUUCGAGUUGUACACCACUAUUGCCGGGAUCAGCUAUAUGGGCGAUCUCCGCAUGUCCCUACCGGCCGAAGAUCCUGGCAAAGUCAAGAACAUCGUUAAGGGGCAGAUGGAUUAUUUCCGGCGGCUAUAUGCCCCGCUGAUUGAGAAUCUGCCCAACUGCACGUUCAACGAUUAUCGCUGCUCCGACUCGGACUGGAUCGAUGAUCCGGAAGCGAACGUGAAGCUGAAUCAGGACAUGGACCCGGUGAAGCGAGGGAACAUGGUGCGUCGACUACCCAAGGCAUUCCGUGAAAAGCUAUAUUUCCAGUACCAGGCGCGAUAUCAGAUCCCGCGCGCGGAGUUCUUGAAGAUGAUGGAACAGACCAGUGAUGAAGACCCGGAAAGAAUUCAUCGGCGACAAGGUGGUCCGUUUGAGCAAAGGAUCGCUGCGGACGAUCAUCUGAAGCAAGAACUUCAGCAGACAAUCACAAAGACGAUCCGCUGGCCCAGUACAGUGCAGAGCGUCAAGGGGCUGUUCACCGCCGGUUUUGGACGGACGUGGCGUUACCUUCGCGAGAAGCGCGAGAAAUACACCAGCUCUUCAAAGCCAGACGCUGAAUCUCCCCACUCUUCCGAGACAAGCAAGUCAAAAGAGAAUUAA
Molecule: messenger RNA, 1560 nt
Organism: Rasamsonia emersonii CBS 393.64
Lineage: Eukaryota; Fungi; Ascomycota; Eurotiomycetes; Eurotiales; Trichocomaceae
Exons: 2
Coding region: 1-1560 (519 amino acids)
Biological process (GO): CDP-diacylglycerol biosynthetic process; cardiolipin biosynthetic process
Cellular component (GO): mitochondrion
Molecular function (GO): phosphatidate cytidylyltransferase activity
Source: RefSeq, a predicted model, not a curated record